Acanthopagrus latus (yellowfin seabream) is the source of this 3943-nucleotide messenger RNA. It is a transcript of the gene rbms3, whose product is annotated as RNA binding motif, single stranded interacting protein. Lineage: Eukaryota; Metazoa; Chordata; Actinopteri; Spariformes; Sparidae. The coding region runs from base 2121 to 3569 and encodes 482 amino acids. Gene Ontology annotation, cellular component: cytosol; nucleus; ribonucleoprotein complex. The transcript has 16 exons. Gene Ontology annotation, molecular function: poly(U) RNA binding; poly(A) binding; mRNA 3'-UTR binding. The record is from RefSeq and is a predicted model, not a curated record.
UGAAAAGAAUCAGAGAAAUUUGGCCCUUAAACAGUGAAAAGGUUGGUCACAUUUCAUCUCUCGUCUGUGUGCAGAAAGGCUUAAGAUUUCACAGUGAUGAGUGGGGACAUACUGUAAAAGCUCAGUAAUCUUAACAGGAAAUUGGCCGCUCAGUGCUUUAUAAGUAAUCAGCUGGGUUUUGAAAACAACUCUAAAACCCACAGAGAGCCAGUGCAAAUUGUGUUGGGAUAUAUGAUCUCUCUUCGUUUGUUCUUGCCAAAUCUACCCUCAGCAUUCUGUCUGUGCUCCAUAUUCAGCAGGAAGUUAAUAAUAGGAUAAUAAUACUACAGUAAAUGAGAAAAGUAAUCACAGAUUUUAGUAUUAUUUUACCACCCAUAGUAGCUUAAUUUUGAUUCAUAUCGGAUGUUAAUUCUUAAGAGUUUAAAACUCAGUGUGAUUCAGUGAGUUGCUAGCAGCUUUUUCUGAUCAUAAACAUAAACACAGGCUUCUUUCCAGGAUAUUUUAUUUUAUUUUAGGUUUGUUUUUUGUUUUUUUCUACUGCACAAUUGUCUGAGAGGCUGGCUGCAUUUCGGUGUGUUUUUUUCCAAUAUUCUCUUUGCUCUGGUAGGUGUUUGUACAAAGACUGACGAUGCUGCUUUUGUGGCAUACUUUACAUUGAUAUUUUGAAAUGUAUUCAGGAUGUUAAUGACUAAUUGAUUAAUCAGCAUUUAGAAUUUAACCAAUUCAAAAUGUGUUAAUAACUGAUUAUCCGAGACAAGUAUCUUGUGACAAGUUACGAAUACUUACUCUAAUCCUAAACCCGAGAGUGCUUGACAGGUAUUUCCUAAUCAAAUACAAAACACUGUUAUGGGAAAAUACUAGUGAUUUAUUUGUAAUUUACAAAAGAAAACAAUAUUACUAAUGAUUAAUCGAUAAUCUAUUGUUAUGGCAGCUGACAAUCUCUUGAAGAGUCACUACAAAUUGAAAACAGUCUAAAUCCACCUUUUCUUUUCAUUUCAUUCCCUUUCAUUUCAUUUCACGUUGACCUUUCAUUUCUCUACAAGAAGCCAUGAAAGGUCGUACAUUAACAACUUUAACAAUUUUCCCACAAUGUAAUGACACAUCAGUGAUUAUUGGUUAACUCUGUGUUGAUAGAAUUCCAUCUAAGGGCAAUUUAAUGUUCCGUGCAUGUUCAUGUUUAAUGGCUCUACCUAAUGGGUUUUAAAGAGCAAAGCUAACUCACCAGAUAACAAAUUAUGGACUCACUUGUGAAUUAUUGAAGCACUUACAUUUUUUCAAGAUUUGUCUAUUUUCUAUCUAUGUUUGUAUGUUUAGUCCAACAGAAAAAAACAGCAUACUAUUUCAUUUGUAUUUUCUCAGUUUGUGUAAUGUAAUCUGAUGUUCCUACACAUGACACCGUCUGCAACAUCAGCAAACUGCGACAGUCUGCUUUGUUAUGUCUGAGAAACAUUCAAAACACAUUUAUCACUUAUACAGUUUGGUGUCUUGCUGAUAUUCUCACCUUGACGAGCUUAUAUAGUGAGUGAUAUGUAGGAUUUUGCUCCGUGACGCUGACAGAACACAUGACUAAAAUUGAAGUCGGACCUAAAACCUUGUUAUUGCAGGUUAGAGACGAUACAAUUUGUCCGACAAGUUGUCUUUCACCACAAGCUGUUCUGUGUUGACUAACUAACCCUGACGCAGUACCUGUCCUAGCAUCUCUCUACUUUGAGGCCGUGUCUCCUGAGUCUUCCUUUCAGACAUCAGUCUCUCGGUCUCCUGUGAGCUGCCAUCUAAUCCUCCAGUCAUCUGAAUCCAGACCCUCAUCUCACCGAGGUCGGGAUGAAAGAGCAUCUCACCAGAGCCAAGGUCCGUCCGUGCGUGGCAGAAGGAAGGGGAGAAGGCCUUAGUGUGAAAUGUCAGUGCUUUUCCUGUGAAGCUAGACUCAUCAAAGGAGGAUUAGUGUUGGACUGAUGGCCUCGCUGGACAGGCAGACUCUGAUAGGGCAUUAGUAAAGUCUGUGUGUCCUGAUAAUGGAAUUGGCUGGGAAAUGGAAUCGUUUGGCCCUGCCUUCAUGCCGCUAGGUCUGAUACUGCUUGUCAACACCAUUGUUUCCUCACCCUCCUGUGGAGCCCCUAUCGAUGUCAGCGAAGGAAGACAGCUCUGCAGCAGCCAACCAACCCCUCAGCCGAAGCACUCAGCCCAGUGCAGCGGUGAGAGGUUACCACAGCAGCAAGGCAGCAGCCAUGAGUCCAAGCCUUGGCUCCAACUGGACCCCUGGUAGCGGUGGUGGUCAGGGGUCCAGGAGCUACCCUUCCGUCCCCCGUGCAAGUCUACAGAAUUACCUGUCCCAACAACAUCACCACCCUCAAUCCACGCACACGAGCUAUGCCUACUGCCCAGCCCAUACAGCUCAGCCCUAUGCUCCACCCCCUCAUCCCAUGGCUCCUCCCAGCCCGAGCACCAACAGCUGCAGCCAGGGAGGGGCGGAGCAGCUGAGUAAGACCAACCUGUAUAUCCGAGGCCUGCCACCUGGGACCACCGACCAGGACCUCAUCAAACUCUGCCAACCGUAUGGAAAAAUAGUGUCAACCAAGGCCAUUCUGGAUAAGAACACCAACCAGUGCAAAGGCUAUGGCUUUGUGGAUUUUGACAGCCCAGCUGCAGCACAAAAGGCCGUGUCGUCUCUCAAAGCCACUGGGGUGCAGGCCCAAAUGGCCAAGCAACAGGAGCAGGACCCCACCAACCUGUACAUCUCCAACCUGCCGGUGUCUAUGGACGAGCAGGAGCUGGAGAACAUGCUGAAGCCCCUGGGUCACGUCAUCUCCACGAGGAUACUGAGGGAUGCCAACGGGGUCAGCAGAGGCGUCGGCUUCGCCAGGAUGGAGUCCACAGAGAAGUGUGAAGUAGUGAUACAGCAUUUUAAUGGAAAAUACCUGAAAACCCCGCCAGGCAUUCCAGCUCCCACGGAGCCUUUGCUGUGCAAAUUUGCAGAUGGAGGGCAGAAGAAACGCCAGAGCCAGAGCAAGUACCCUCAGAACGGGAGGCCGUGGCACAGAGAAGGCGAGACUGGCAUGGCGUUAACAUAUGAUCCCGCAGCAAUGCAGAAUGGGUUCUACUCCUCGCCUUACAGCAUCGCCACCAACCGCAUGAUUGCACAGACCUCCAUCACGCCCUUCAUCGCUGCUUCCCCCGUUUCCACAUAUCAGGUCCAGAGUACGUCAUGGAUGCCUCAUCAACAAUAUGUUAUGCAACCUACAGGUGCAGUGAUCACGCCAGCUAUGGACCACACUAUGUCCAUGCAGCCUGCCAGCAUGAUGGGCCCUAUCACCCAGCAGAUGAACCAUCUGUCCCUGGGCACUACAGGAAGUUACAUGACUGCUGCAGCUGCCGCAGCGCCUAUGCAAGGGACCUACAUUCCCCAGUACACUCCUGUGCCUCCAACAGCCGUCCCUGUCGAAGGAGUGGUGACGGACGCCUCCCCCCAGACAGUGGCUCCCUCGUCACAGGAGGUGGCGGGCCAGCAGCAACAGAUCCAGGUGGACAGCGCUGCCGACCAUGUUCCUGCUUACUCAUACCAGUCAAAAUAGCAACGGCCUGAGCGAAUGUUCCUGUGACAGCGUUGCCUUGAGACAGAAGGUGGCUGCACUGUGAAUGUGAGGAAAAAAGAGAAAAAGAGAAAGAGAUUGCUUCCAGAUUGCCCAGGCACCAAAAAAGAGACACUUUUUUCAUUUCCUACCUGGCCUACGAGAAAAAAAAAAGAGAAAAAAAAACUCAAGACGGAGGUAAAGAGUGCUGAGGAAGGGGAUGUGGGGGAAAUUGCUGGGCACAGUGCAAAGAAGUGAAAUUGUUUAGUCUGGGAACCUGCCUGAAGGGGCUGGGCUGAAGCUUGAAAAGUUUCUCGAAGAAAUAUCUCAACCAGUAAAGAAAAAAAAAAGAAAAAAAAAACAAAGGAAAAAAAUGU